AUAAAGUUUAAAAGAUUACAUAAUACGGAGACAUUUACGACGUCGUUUCCGUUUUUGAUCAGUACUGCCGUCUAUCUAAAAUCGAUUGAUUCGGAUCUCCUGAGAGAAGAAGAGAAACCUGAAACAAAGAAAGAGCAUCGAAUAAGGAAAAUGGCAGGAAGAUUGAGCGGUGUGGCCUCACGGAUCAUGGGUGGAAACGGCGUUGUUUCCCGAUCCGUCGCCUCUUCUCUCCGGCAACGCGCCGGGAUGGGUCUCCCCGUCGGAAAACACAUCGUCCCCGAUAAGCCGCUUUCGGUUAACGACGAGCUGAUGUGGGACAACGGGACUGCGUUUCCAGAACCUUGCAUAGAUCGAAUUGCUGAUACCGUCGGGAAGUAUGAAGCAUUGGGAUGGUUGUGUGGCGGUCUAGGGUUCUUUGCGACUCUGGGUAUGCUCGCUGUUUUGAACGAUAAAGCGUCAAAGGUUCCAUUUACACCGAGAGUCUAUCCAUAUGACAACCUGAGAGUGGAGCUUGGAGGAGAGCCAUAGAGACCCAUCAAGUGAUGUGCUCAACAAACUCAAAGCGUGUUUUCUUCACUGCUUUGUUCUUCAAAAUGUUUUUAUUUUCCUGCUCAGAACUUGAAGACAAAAUAAUAAAAAUGACUGUUGUUUUAUCACUUGCUGUCUCUCGACCAUUUGGGUAUUUAUAAGAGAAGACAUGCAACAUUUGGGUAUUCAUAAGAGAGAGACAUUUGUUUCAGCAAAUCCCAAAUUGUGCUCAGUUGUGGUUUACGGAAUUGAAUAGAAAACAGUAGCGACAUGUGUCCCGUCUAAAGUUUAGCCUCGUACGACUCCAAAACAUAGGCUAAAGGAAAGAGACAGAAAUGCAAU
Molecule: messenger RNA, 870 nt
Organism: Thlaspi arvense
Lineage: Eukaryota; Viridiplantae; Streptophyta; Magnoliopsida; Brassicales; Brassicaceae
Source: the annotation of a GenBank genome assembly